Molecule: messenger RNA, 6388 nt
Organism: Cyprinodon variegatus (sheepshead minnow)
Lineage: Eukaryota; Metazoa; Chordata; Actinopteri; Cyprinodontiformes; Cyprinodontidae
Gene: wdr7
Product: WD repeat domain 7
Exons: 29
Coding region: 18-4316 (1432 amino acids)
Cellular component (GO): cytoplasm
Molecular function (GO): protein binding
Source: RefSeq, a predicted model, not a curated record
AGAUCUGUCCCAGAGCGAUGCUGUUCGGUCACACCUCCUCCAUCACCUGUCUGUCUAAAGCCAGUAACAGCAGCGACAAGCAGUACAUGGUCAGCGCUUCAGAGAGCGGGGAGAUGUGUCUGUGGGAUGUGAACGACGGACGCUGCAUCGAGUUCACCAAGCUGGCCUGCGCUCACACUGGCAUUCAGUUCUACCAGUUCACCAUCGGCACUCAGAAGGAGGGGCGCCUGCUCUGUAACGGCCACUACCCAGAGAUCCUGGUGGUGGACGCCACCAGCCUGGAGGUGCUGUACUCCCUGGUGUCAAAGAUCUCCCCCGACUGGAUCAGCUCCAUGAUCAGCAUCCGAUCCCAUCGGACACAAGAGGACACGGUGGUGGCGGUAUCAGUGACGGGGAUCCUGAAGGUGUGGAUGAUAACCGCAGAGGUCAGCAAGAUGCAGGAUCUGGAUCCCGUCUUUGAAGAAGAGUCCAAACCCAUCUACUGCCAGGGCUGCCAGAGCAUCUCCUUCUGCAGUUUCACCCAGAGCAGCCUGCUGGUGGUCUGCUCCAAGUACUGGAGGGUGUUCGACGCCGGAGACUACUCCCUGCUCUGCUCCGUGCCCAGUGACAGCGACCAGUCGUGGAGCGGAGGAGAGUUCAUCGCGGCCGAUAAAGUCAUCGUGUGGACCGAAGACGGCCGCAGCUACGUCUACAAGCUGCCCGCCAGCUGUCAGUCUGCCAGCGAACAUUUCCGCAGCGACAUCGGGAAAACCAAAGAAGGCUCCGUCCCGCCGCUGAUCUACAGCGUCGCCGAGUGCUCCGACAAACAGCUCCUGAUCUGUCCUCCUGUGACUCGGUUCUUCUUCGGCCGGAGGGAACCUUUCCACAAGCUGCUGAUCCAGGGAGACUCAGCGGGCCGCCUGUCACUGUGGAGCAUCCCAGACUCCUCCCCUCCUCAAACCACCGCCACUUCAGCAGAGCUGCAGGUGUCGUCUACCAUCAGCCUGCAAGAGGCGUUUGAUAAGCUGACCCCCGUCUCCUCCGGGAUCAUCGACCAGCUGAGCGUGCUUCCAAACAAAGAACAACCCAUCAAGGUUACGGCCAGCGUUUACAUCCCGUCUCAGGGCCGGCUGGUGUGCGGCAGAGAGGACGGCAGCAUCGUCCUCGUUCCCGCCACGCAGACGGCCAUCGUGCAGCUCCUGCAGGGGGAGCACAUGCUCCGGAGAGGCUGGCCCCCCCACCGGACCCUGCGGGGCCACCGCAACAAGGUGACCUGCGUCCUGUAUCCGUACCAGGUGUCCCCCCGUUAUGACCAGCGCUCCCUGGUGUCGGGGGGAGUGGACUUCUCUGUCAUCGUUUGGGACAUUUUCACCGGAGAGAUGAAACACAUCUUCUGCGUUCACGGAGGGGAGAUCACCCAGCUGAUCGUUCCCCCCGAAAACUGCAGCACCCGGGUGCAGCACUGCGUUUGCUCUGUGGCCAGCGACCACUCUGUGGGACUGCUCAGCCUACGGGAGAGGAAGUGCAUCAUGCUGGCGUCCCGACACCUGUUCCCCAUCCAGGUCAUCAAGUGGCGCCCUGCUGACGACUACCUGGUGGUGGGAUGCUCUGACGGCUCCGUCUACGUCUGGCAGAUGGACACAGGAGCUCUGGAUCGCUGUGUGAUGGGAAUCACGGCUGUGGAGAUCCUGAACGCCUGCGACGAGCUCGCCCCGGCAACAGUGGACGCUCUGAGUCACUCCGCCGUUAACCUAAAGCAGGCCAUGACCCGCCGCAGCCUGGCGGCGCUCAAGAACAUGGCCCAGCACAAGCUGCAGACCCUGGCCACCAACCUGCUGGCUGCAGACAACGCUGACAAGGGUAAUUUACCCAAAUAUUCCCACAAUGCACUGGUGGUCCAGGCCAUGAAGACCAACCUGACCGACCCCGACAUGCACGUUCUCUUCUUUGACGUGGAGGCGCUGAUCAUCCAGCUUCUGACAGAGGAGGCCCAAAGGCCCAACCCCACGCUGGUGUCUCCUGAGACCCUACAGAAGAGUCAGGCGGGGGCCGACAAGGGGGGGUCCUUCCUGGCCAAUAAGAUCUUCAAACAGGUGAAGGAGACCAUGAAGGAGACCAUCAAAGAACAUCUGCUGGACGAAGACGAGGAGGAGGAGGAGGAGAUGAGGAGGCGCGAGGAGAAGUCCAAGUCUCUGAGUCUGCUGGAGUACAACCUGACCAUGGACACGGCCAAGCUCUUCAUGUCCUGUCUGCAUGCCUGGGGCCUCAACGAGCAGCUGGACGGUAUCUGCCUGGAGCGGCUGGGCAUGCUCCGCCCGCACUGCCCCAUCUCCUUCGGCCUGAUCUCCAGGGGGGGACACAUGUCCCUCAUGCUGCCCACCUUCAAGGAAUCCCUGCUGCGCCAGCUGUCCGUGGCCACAGGUCUGAAGCUCGCCCUGUCCGACAUCGUGGGGAAGGGGACGUACGGCGUGUCCAGGGCCGUCACCACGCAGCACCUGCUGUCCGCCAUCUCUCUGGCCAACACGCUGAUGGGCAUGACCAACGCCACCUUCGUAGGAGAGCACAUGAAGAAGGCGCCGGCCAGGCCCCCCAGACCAGGAGGAACCCCAGAGUCUCCUCGGAGGACGUCUGCCGCCCCCCCUCAGCCCUCCAACCCGGCGCUGCAGGCACAGAUCAAACAAGCUGCCAGCUCCAGUACUUCCACCACUGCUGGGGGUGUGGGGGCCCCAUGGGGCCAGCCUCAGGGGGCCCCUGGCUCCCCCAGCCCCGGCCCUGCUUCUCAUAACAUCCCCUCAGUCAACGAAGGCUGGAGCCAGCUGGCCGCCAUGCACUGCGUGAUGCUGCCGGAUCUCCUCGGCCUGGACAAGUACAGGCCUCCUCUGCUGGAGAUGUUGGCCAGAAGAUGGCAGGACCGAUGUCUGGAGGUUCGUGAAGCAGCACAAGCUCUUCUUCUGGCCGAGCUGCGGAGGAUCGGCCAAUCAGGACGUAAGGACACCAUUGAUGCCUGGGCUCCUUACCUGCCGCAGUAUGUGGACACGGUCAGCUCCCCUGGAGCAGCCACCGAGGCCGCCCCUCAGGCCCCGCCCCCUCCAGAGGCUCAGCCCGUGGAAACCAAGGCUACCGAGGAGGAGAUGGACGUCACUGAUGACGACAUCACCGCAGGCUGUCUGUCCAACCUUCCCCCGAAUGCCAAGAAGAUCUCCAACUCCUAUGAGGAGCGUCGGAAGCAGGCCACCGCCAUCGUCCUGCUGGGAGUCAUUGGAGCCGAAUUCGGCGCUGAAAUCGAACCGCCUAAAGGUUCAGGCCGAGCCCGAGCUGGAGGACAGGCGCCCGAAGGCUUCGGACCCACCAGUGGAGGCUCCUCUAACUACUCGCUGGCGAGACACACAUGUAAGGCGCUGACCUUCCUGCUGCUGCAGCCCCCCAGCCCCAAGCUUCCCGCCCACAGCACCAUCCGCCGCACCGCCAUCGAUCUGAUCGGCCGAGGCUUCACCGUCUGGGAGCCGUACAUGGACGUGUCGGCGGUGCUCAUGGGAAUGCUGGAGCUGUGCGCGGACGCAGAGAAGCAGCUGGCCAACAUCUCCAUGGGUCUGCCCCUGAACCCGCCUGCAGAUUCGGCCCGCUCCGCCCGCCACGCCCUCUCUCUCAUCGCCACCGCCCGCCCACCAGCCUUCAUCACCACCAUCGCUCGAGAGGUCCAUCGUCACAACGCCGCUCAGGCCAACUCCCAGUCCCAGCAGAACGUCCACACCACCACCUUGGCCCGGGCGAAGGCAGAGAUACUGCGAGUCAUCGACAUCCUGAUCGAGAAGAUGCCGGGAGACGUCGUGGACCUGCUGGUGGAGGUGAUGGACAUCAUCAUGUACUGCAUUGAAGGCUCCUUGGUGAAGAAGAAAGGCCUGCAGGAGUGUUUCCCUGCUAUCUGCAGGUUCUACAUGGUGGGAUACUGCGAUCGGAGCUACCGGAUCGCCGUCGGAGCGCGGCAGGGAUCCGUGGCUCUCUACGACGUUCGCACUGGGAAAUGUCAGAACAUCCACGGCCACAAAGGUCCGAUCACGGCCGUGUCGUUCGCCCCUGACGGCCGCUACUUGGCGACCUACUCCAACGCCGACAGCCACAUCUGCUUCUGGCAGAUGAACACCGGUCUGCUGGGCAGCAUCGGGAUGCUGAACUCGGCGCCGCAGCUCCGCUGCAUCAAGACCUACCAGGUUCCUCCGGUGCAACCCGCUUCCCCGGGAUCCCAGAACCACCUGAAGCUCGCCCGCCUCAUCUGGACCUCCAACCGCAACGUCAUCCUGAUGGCCCACGAUGGCAAGGAGCACCGCUUCAUGGUGUAGCCCCGAUGGCGCCGCCGGACGAACCUGGACCCGCCUGGCGGUUUGGGAUCAAAGGCAGAUGCAUGCGGUGGUUCUGAUGGUUUUCACCACCUGAAUAAAAAGGUUUAGAAAAGAAAGGUCCAAACCGGACUCGGGUCCAGGUUUGGUUCCUGCUUUAUCUGCUACAGCAUCAUGGCGAAGAAGUUCUGUUCAUUUUCUGAUUGGUGUUGAUGUUGGUUUUUUGGGUCUUUUGGUUCCUAUUUAUCUGCUGUUGCUGCUGGUUCUGCAGAAUUUUUACCUUGUUUCUAUUCUUGAUCGAAAGAACUCCAGGGAGGUCCGACGGUUCUGUUCGUGAACAAAAAACCUUCUCAGACGCCAUCCUCACUUCUCCGCCGUGUUUUUGCAGCCAGCCAUUUUUUUUUCUCAAAGUUUAACACAUUUUCACCUCAAACUGGCUCCGGGUCGGACCGGUUCCCGCUCGGACCGGUUCCCGCUCGGACCUGUUCCGGCCCGGACCGGUUAUGAACCGGACCGGGUCGGGUUCGGACGCUGCCGCCAGUAAAGUAAAUUUUCCCCAGUAUUUCUCUGAGUCUGAGUCGGUCUGACCGGAGCUGCCGUUUCCGUGGCUGCAGUAAACGUCUCAUCCCGUGUGCAGCGUUCCCGGUUCCUCGCUGCUGAUUGGCUGGUUUUGCUCCAUGUGAUCCUGAGCUUAGCGGUUAUCUUUAACAUCAACAUAGAACUUCUAUAAAACACUAGAAAAUUAUUUUAUUUUCUCUUUAUUUUAGUUUUUUUUUCCUUCAUUUAGAGGUUUAUUACUUUUAAACUUCCCUCUGAAUUCUCUGUUUUCCCGCGGAUCGUUUUCAGCAGAGACACCAGGAAGUUUUCCCUUCAUUCCAACAUUUCAUCACUUUUCUUUCUCGUUUUUUCUGUUUUCUAACGGCAACAUUUCCGACUGUUACUAAAACAUUUCUCCUUUAAAAAGUGAAUCUUUUCGGGUUUUUUUCGUCUGACUUGGACCUUUUCCAGAGGAGAAACCAGUAAAUUAAACUGGUAUCGCAUCAUUUCUGAUUACUUAGGUUAAAAACUGCUGACCUUUGACCCCAGAAACAAACACACCCAUUUCCAGUAGGAACAGCUUCUUCCUUUUUUCAUCUUCUUUUUAUUGAAUAAUUGUUUUUACUUUAAAUGUUGAAUUUGUGUGUUUUGCUAUAAAUCCGGUUCAAACCGGAUCUUAUCGCCGCAGAUUUAGGACCAAGUAUUUGCAGACCUUCCUGCUUUGAAGGCUGAUAAACUUUUAGUUUUAUUCAAAAUAAAUCACCUGUGAAUCUAUGUAAAAUAUCUACAGAGCUAGUCUGCUUCUCGCCCUCUUUGCUCCGUCGGCCGUCGGAAAGCUUCUCCCGCCGUCGGACUCCUGCAAAGCCGAGCGUGUCAAAGCUUUUCACAACUUCUUCUCCUCCUUAAAGGGAAAAAGCAUUUGAGGGAUUUCUGCAACAUCCUGACAGCUCUGAGAUCUUAAUCUCCCCCUUUCUGCAGCACUCUCUUAACAGUUUGGGGAAAAUAUGUUUUUGCCGGCCUCCCGGGGGAGGACAGGUGAGAAAAAUAAGGGAGGCAAAGAGUAAGCAAGGAGCGAGGAGGAUGAGAGCAGCCGAGCAGAAAGAGGCGAUGAACCUUAAACAGGAGAAAAAAGCUGCAGAACUGCUCAGCGACUUUAAUCAAAUGUUAUUAUUUAUAGAAAGUAAUUUAUUUGGAAGUGAUUUUAGGCACAUCGGCUCGGUGGCGUCGUCGUUUACAGUAACCUGGUGUUGAUGUUGUGAGAAGUGAUGCAUGUUUAGGCGCUUCCCUCGGUGUAACGCAGCUGUUUCCACCUCAUCAAUGUGUCGUUAUAAAAUCUAAAAAUGUGGGUUGAUGUUUAAUAAAGACGAUGAAGAAGCUUUGGCUCACGUUUAUUUAUUUUUCCUCUCAGUUUGCUGCUUUCGUUUAGGUUCAGUCGUUGAUCGUCGGUUUGGGAAACUUUCCCUUUGGAUGCAGAGAACCUGAGGACGGCGCCCGGAGCUGCAGGUCCUCAAGUCUGGAGCUCAACUUUGAACAAAGAC